Messenger RNA from Arabidopsis lyrata subsp. lyrata, 780 nucleotides. RefSeq lists its product as uncharacterized. The transcript is spliced from 2 exons. NCBI's taxonomy places the organism in Eukaryota, Viridiplantae, Streptophyta, Magnoliopsida, Brassicales, Brassicaceae. The record is from RefSeq and is a predicted model, not a curated record. The coding region runs from base 1 to 780 and encodes 259 amino acids.
AUGGGGGAUUCCCAAAAGAGUAAAGAAAAGGGUCCAUACAAUUUGUGGGUACCAGAUGAGACACAAGUGCUAGUAGAGCUAGUUGUUGAUGCAGUUCACAGAAGCUGGCGUGACAAUAGCAAUAACUUUAGCAAGCUAACGGUGGAGCAAAAGAUUCUACCAGCUCUCAAUGAAAGAUUUGGAUGCCAAAAAAAUCACAAUCAGUAUCUAAGUAGAUGGAAGUACUUGAGAACCCUAUACCAAAAUUAUUUAGACCUUCAACGCUUCAAUUUUGGAUUUGGAUGUGAUCCUGAAAUGAAAAGGUUUACCGCUCCGAAUCAAGUGUGGGAUGACUACUUAAAGAAAUAUCCUAAACAUAAACAUCUACGACAUGAGUCAAAUGAACAAUUUGAGGAUCUUCAACUCAUAUUUGGAUGUGGCUUAGCUACUAGUUGUUCCGCAAUUGGAAUGGGUGAAACCAUUGAUGCCCGAACCUUUAGAAGUGGGGGGAGUAAAAGAGUGAAAGAUAACAAAAUUGAUGAUGAAGUUUUUGAACUAUCAUCUCAAGAGCCAGUUGCAUCACCAAAAUGUGAUAUGCCACCCUUUUCAGACACAAAUCCAAAAGGACGGGUAGAAAAACUUCGUCCAAGGAAGAGGUCUAGAACCUUAGCUACUAGCAAUGUAGAUAAGCUGAAAACUGAUGAGGAGGAUCCUAUGAUCAUAGUUAGUAAUAGGAUCCUUAAUGUCAUACAACAAAGAGAAGCCGAGGAAAAAAGAAGAAAAUCUAAGGCGGGAAGCUGA